AUGGACAGAGGCCAGCCCCUGCUCUUCCCUGGGUCUUUGGCUCCUCCUGCCAGUGCUCCCCAGGGCCCGAUCCAUCCAGAAGCGGGCCGGCUCUGGUUUCUGCUAUAUAAGCAGAGGAGGACACGCUGGCGUGGAGACCAUUGUACAUCCAGAGCCUGCUCGGCUGGUCCACGGCCUCAGCCGCCUGGGCAGUCCCGUUGCCAGGAAGAACCCCCAGCCCCGCCCUGGGAUCCUGCACCUGUGUGGCUGUCCGUGGUCUCCGUGGUCUUCGUCGGAUCGUGAGGAGGAAGCCGAGAUGCCCUGUAUCCAAGCCCAGUAUGGGACACCGGUGCCCAGCCCAGGACCACGUGACCACCUGGCAAGCGACCCCCUGAGCCCCGAGCUCAGCAAGCCCACCAUGGACCUGGCCAGCCCAGAGGCGGCCCCUGCAGCCCCCACUGCCCUGCCCAGCUUCAGCACCUUCAUGGACAGCUACACGGGGGAGUUUGACACCUUCCUCUACCAGCUGCCGGGAACAGCUCAGCCGUGCUCCUCGGCCUCCUCCUCGGCCUCCUCCACGUCCUCGUCCUCGGCCACCUCCCCCGCCUCUGCCUCCUUCAAGUUCGAGGACUUCCAAGUGUACGGCUGCUACCCUGGCCCCCUGAGCGGCCCCCUCGACGACGCUCUGUCCAGCGGCUCCGACCACUACGGCAGCCCCUGCUCAGCCCCGUCGCCAAACACGCCCAGCUUCCAGCCACCCCAGCUCUCUCCCUGGGACAGCUCCUUUGGCCACUUCUCCCCCAGCCAGACUUACGACGGCCUGCGGGCAUGGACAGAGCAGCUGCCCAAGGCUGCCGGGCCCCCACCGGCCUUCUUUUCCUUCAGCCCCCCGACGGGUCCCAGCCCCGGCCUGGGCCAGAGUCCCCUGAAGCUGUUCCCGUCGCCAUCGCAGGCCACCCCCCAGCUCGGGGAGGGAGAGGGCUACUCCAUGCCAGCGGCGGCUUUCCCAGGCCUGGUGCCCACCUCCCCACACCUCGACGGCUCGAGGAUGCUGGACACGCCGGCGACCUCAGCCAAGGCCCGGAGCGGGGCUCCAGGUGGCAGCGAGGGCCGCUGCGCUGUGUGUGGGGACAAUGCUUCGUGCCAGCAUUAUGGCGUUCGCACCUGCGAGGGUUGCAAGGGCUUCUUCAAGCGUACAGUGCAGAAAAACGCCAAGUACAUCUGCCUGGCAACCAAGGACUGCCCUGUGGACAAGAGGCGGCGGAACCGCUGCCAGUUCUGCCGCUUCCAGAAGUGCCUGGCCGUGGGCAUGGUGAAGGAAGUUGUCCGGACAGACAGCUUGAAGGGGCGGCGGGGCCGGCUACCUUCGAAACCCAAGCAGCCACCCGAUGCCUCGCCUGCCAAUCUCCUUACCGCCCUUGUCCGCGCGCACCUGGACUCGGGGCCCAGCACGGCCAAACUGGACUUCUCCAAGUUCCAGGACCUGGCGCUGCCCUGCUUUGGGAAGGAAGACGCCAGGGACGUGCAGCAGUUCUACGAGCUGCUCUCGGUGUCCCUGGAGGUCGUCCGGAAGUGGGCCGAGAAGAUCCCUGGCUUUGCCGAGCUGGUGCCGAGCGACCAGGACCUGCUGCUGGAGUCGGCCUUCCUGGAGCUCUUCGUCUUCCGCCUGGCGUACCGGUCUAAGCCGGACGAGGGCAAGCUCAUCUUCUGCUCUGGCCUGGUGCUGCACCGGCUACAGUGUGCCCGCGGCUUCGGUGACUGGAUCGACAGCAUCCUGGAUUUCUCACGCUCCCUGCACUCCUUGGUUGUGGACGUCCCUGCCUUUGCCUGCCUGUCCGCACUCGUGCUGAUCGCCGACCGGCACGGGCUGCAGGAGCCACAGCGGGUGGAGGAGCUGCAGAACCGCAUCACCGGCUGCUUAAAGGAACACGUUGGGGACAGCUGCCUGUCCCGCCUGCUGGGCAAGCUGCCCGAACUGCGAUCCCUGUGUACCCAGGGCCGGCAACGAAUCUUCUACCUCAAGCUGGAGGACCUGGUGCCCCCUCCGCCCAUCGUGGACAAGAUCUUCAUGGACACGCUGCCCUUCUGACCUGGCCCCAGGACACGCGUGCGCCCAUGCGUGCACGCCACCCCAUGUGCCUUCAGCCCCGAAGCCUGGCCUUUGAACUACAGACUGACUCACCUCCUCACCUGCUCGGAAGGGGCGUGUGUUCACAGUGGGGGGGGGUGACCCCAACUAUGAUGUCUUACCCGAGCCCUGCUCUGGCCUUCAUGGUUUUUUUUUUUUGUAAGAUAAACCGUUUUUAACACACACCGCCGUGCUGUAAAUAAGCCGAACAUUGCUGUAUAUACAGGAGGGCAGAGGUUGAGGUGGGAGGAAGGGCCGGGGGGCCCCCCAGCCUGGGCCAACCUUUCCAGCCUCCUACCACUUGGGGGUCCCUUCUGCUCCUCCUUCCACAUGUACAUAGCCUGUCACUCGAGGGAGAAGCCAAAUGACACAUUCUGACAUUUAUAUUUGUGUAUUUUUCUUGGAUUUGUAGUAUGUGACUUUUCUGAUUAAUAUAUUUAAUAUAUUGAAUAAAAAAUAGACAU
Molecule: messenger RNA, 2571 nt
Organism: Lepus europaeus (European hare)
Lineage: Eukaryota; Metazoa; Chordata; Mammalia; Lagomorpha; Leporidae
Gene: NR4A1
Product: nuclear receptor subfamily 4 group A member 1
Exons: 8
Coding region: 296-2068 (590 amino acids)
Biological process (GO): cellular response to corticotropin-releasing hormone stimulus; regulation of transcription by RNA polymerase II
Cellular component (GO): transcription regulator complex; nucleus
Molecular function (GO): nuclear glucocorticoid receptor binding; zinc ion binding; nuclear receptor activity
Source: RefSeq, a predicted model, not a curated record